AUGUUUCCUUUUUUUAACUUUUCUUUCUUUCUUUCUUUCUUUCUUUCUUUCUUUCUUUCUUUCUUUCUUUCACCGUCUAUUCUUUUUUUUGUCUUCUUCUUUAUCCCUUUCUCUUCAUUUUCUUUCUCUCUUUUUUCCAUUUUUCCCGUUUCUCCUCUUUUCCUUUCAUCUUUUUCCUUUUCUUUCAUCGUCUUCUUUUUCCCCUUGUUUACCUCCUUUUUCUUUCUUUCUUUCUUUCUUUCUUUUAUACCGUCUGUUCUUUUUAGUCCUCUUCUUUUUUCCAUUUCAUUUUUUCGUCUUUUAUCUAUUCACUGUUUCCCUUUAUCGUCUUUUCCAGUCUCAAGACAGCUGCUGGAUGGCUUUGAUGCCAGUGCCAAUUUCAAGAGGCGAAAGUCAAGAGGGAAAUUUUCACUCCCACUUUGUUGCAUUUCUUUCUUUUCGCUUUCUCACUCUCCUUUUCUACUUAUCCUUUCUUUCUUUCCUUCUUUUAUACGUUCACCAAUUCUUUCUUUCAUACAUUUGCCUUGUUACUUUCUUUCGUUUUAUCAUAAUGGUCGCUUAUCUUUUUUUUGUUUCUUUCUUUUAGUUCGACAAUUCUUUCUUUAUAUAUUUGCCUUGGUCUUUUCUUUCUUUUAUCAUGAUUUUCACACUUCUUUCUUUCUUUUUUUCUAUUUUCCUUUCAUUCUUUUUCGUUUUCUUCCUGUGUUUAUCAGUUCUUUCUUUCUUAACAUUUUCCUUUUUCAUUUCUUUCGUUUUAUCAUAAUAUUCGAUUUUCUUUCUUUCUUUUAUACAUUAACUAAUUUUUCAUUCGUGCAUGUUCUCUUUUUAUCAUAG
Molecule: messenger RNA, 834 nt
Organism: Acanthosepion pharaonis
Lineage: Eukaryota; Metazoa; Mollusca; Cephalopoda; Sepiida; Sepiidae
Source: the annotation of a GenBank genome assembly